Maniola jurtina (meadow brown) is the source of this 2027-nucleotide messenger RNA. Its product is annotated as probable tubulin polyglutamylase TTLL2. Bases 249 to 1970 code for a protein of 573 amino acids. The record is from RefSeq and is a predicted model, not a curated record. NCBI's taxonomy places the organism in Eukaryota, Metazoa, Arthropoda, Insecta, Lepidoptera, Nymphalidae. The transcript is spliced from 13 exons. Gene Ontology annotation, biological process: microtubule cytoskeleton organization; protein polyglutamylation. Gene Ontology annotation, cellular component: cilium. Gene Ontology annotation, molecular function: tubulin-glutamic acid ligase activity; tubulin binding.
CGGGCGCGCGGCGUGACUAGUCGAGCCCCAGUCGCGUUUGUACUUUAUGUGCUCAAACUUGGAUGUAACGUAAACAGCAAACGUGUCACCAUCGACAUGUAGGCUUUAAAUAUGAAAUAAUGCCAUGCGUUUAUUACGAUAAGUUGGCAUGCGAUUUACACAAUCGCGUACGCAAAACCUUACUUCGACUGCUGCGAUAUGAAAUUGCUUAUAGUUUUAACUUUAGUUUAUAGAUAAAAAUAAGAAAAAUGGGGCAGCCUUUCGAAAAUGAUGAACCAUUUAUUUACCGAUUAAACGACAACGGUUCAGGACCAAGUCUUCUGGUUAGGGUUUGUAUCGACCGAGGUUGGCGUAUGUACCAAGGCUACAACGGUUGCGAAGAGAAAUGGAAUCUCUGGUGGAGGAACAGCGCUUUUCCGGCCACCUCCUACAAGACUUUGGGGGACUGGCAGUUCAUGAAUCAUAUUCCGAAAGGGGGCUCAAUUUGUCGGAAAGACAGCUUGUCUCGCUUACUCCGAUGCAUGAGAAGAAUUUAUGGAUCAAUUUACGAUUUCAGUCCGCCUUGCUUUCAUUUACCGUUGGAAUACGCGAAGUUGGUCUCGGAGUGCUCUCGUUUGAGACGAGGAGAAGAUGCCGGCUCAAGCGUGGUGUGGAUUCAUAAGCCGGUAGCUCAAAGCCAGGGUCGAGGGAUAUUUCUCUUCAGGAGCGUAUGCGAUAUGCGAUGUGGUAGCCCAGCUGUUGUGCAGAGAUACAUCGAGCGACCACUUUUGAUCGCUGGAUACAAGUUUGAUCUUCGGUUGUACGUUUGUGUACCCGGAUACCGACCGCUAACCGCUUAUAUGUAUGCAGAAGGAUUGGCAAGAUUCGGAACGGAUAAAUACACGCUAUCGGAUAUUCAUAAUCCAUACAGACAUUUGACAAAUUCGUCAUUGAAUAAGACAGGUCCGAGGUAUGCGGAAUGUAAGGAUCGAAUCGGCAGUGGUUGUAAAUGGACGCUCAAGCAAGUGAGACGAGCUCUCGUCGGUAGAUGGGGCGCUGUAGAGUGGUUGGUUUGGCAACGGAUACGAGCACUGGUUACCUUGACGCUACUGGCGCAGGCCGCAGGGACUCCCCCGGCAAGGAACUGCUUUGAGUUUUACGGAUUCGAUGUGCUACUCGAUGACGCAUUGAAGCCAUGGCUUAUUGAGGUAAACUUGUCUCCAGCAUUGGCGGCGGAUUGCGAAGCCGACGUGAUUGUGAAACAACCAAUGCUUCACGAGCUAUUUGAUUUAUUGGGGUUACCUAUGAAGCAUACGGGACUAUCGUUGCUCCAAGGACCGCCUACACCUAAUCUUACUAGCUGUAGUUCAGAAGACGAGAGUGGUUCAGCGAAGACUCCUUCCAGACAUGCGACAGGACACCGUCGAGGAGCUCGCCGCAUGCGCAGACGUCGCGCGAUGCCCAUUCACUGCGUCACUUUACAGGCUCCUAUGCCGGAGAGGUGUUUGAUGACUGAUUUGCCUGAAAAACCUAAGGAAAUUCAAACGGGGAGGUUGUACAAAACUACUUCUGAAAUCAAUUGUGAAGGUCUUGAAUCUCAGUCUACAACGAGUGUGGCCAUGUCAUCCGCGGAUCCAGUGGACGAGACGUGGCGAGGCGGCUACGCGACGGCGGCGUCUCGGCGGCGCAUGAUGACCGCGUGCUCGUGGGGCAACGGCGUGCGCUGGGACCGGGGCAUCGGGCGCGUCGGUCAGUGGGUACGGAUAUAUCCCCACGCGCUACCGAAGGACGAUCAGCUAUCCGUAGAAGAUGCUCGUGAAAGUGUAGCUCAUGUGUCAAAGUUCCUUCGAGCGGCGCGCGAGGUCGCACGCGAGGGCGGGCGGGACAAGGGCGCGCCGCGGGACGGAAGCCGCGACGCCUUUCUAGAGGCCGCGCUGCGCAAGAAACUCCAAUACGGUUCAAGCUUUGAAGUAUGGCUUCCGCCAUUCUAAUGUGUUCAAUUAAUUUAACUAAAUUUAGUUAGGCGUAAUAAAUGCUUGCUCAAUAAA